Messenger RNA from Cornus florida, 1002 nucleotides. RefSeq lists its product as uncharacterized. The coding region runs from base 1 to 1002 and encodes 333 amino acids. Lineage: Eukaryota; Viridiplantae; Streptophyta; Magnoliopsida; Cornales; Cornaceae. The record is from RefSeq and is a predicted model, not a curated record. The transcript is spliced from 3 exons.
AUGACGGAUGAGGUGGUCAAAAGUCUAUGGGGAGGUAGGUUUGUUGAAUGGGAGGUGUUGAAUGCCUUAGGAACUUUUGGUGGUAUUUUAGUCAUGUGGGAUCAACGAUGGCUGUCAAGGAUGGACAUUUGGAGGGGGAGGUUUUCUAUUUCUUGCGUGUUCAAUAUGGAGGAGGACAAUUUCAGAUUGGUUUUUUCUGGGGUAUAUGGACCGGUUGAUGACAGUGAGAGGUCUCCACUAGAGAGGUCUAUAGGGGGAAGAUGGUCCUCGGAGAUAUUUCAAUUUUUGGAGUUUUUUGAUGGUCACUUUCUCAUUGAUUUGCCUUUGGAAGGGGCAACAUUUACUGUUAGUGGAAGGGAGUCUGCUACUUUCUCAAGACUGGACAGGUUCUUGAUUUCUGAGGAGGGAAGAAAAAUUUCUGGAUGUCGUUCAGGCGGCUUUAGUCAAGGUUACUUGAGAUCAUACUCCCUGCGGGUGGAGAAUUUCCAAGGGUCUGUUCGUUCGUGGUGGGAGGAGGCCACGGCCAUUGGUUCCGCCAGUUUUGUGUUAGCCCGGAAACUAUGGGCCCUUAAAACCGAAUUGAAAAGAUGGAAUAAGGAGGUGUUUGGGAAUCUUGAAUGGAGGAAAAACAAAGUCCUUGCUGAAAUUUCUGAAAUUGACCGCCUUGAUGAGGUGGGUGGGGAGGGAGACUCUCCACGUUCUAGGAGAGCAGUUUGCGAGGCGGAUUUUGCCGAGAUUGCUUCAAUGGAAGAGAUUUCAUGGUGUCAGAAGUCUAGGGCCUUGUGGCUCAAAGAGGGGGAUCGCAAUACGAAAUUUUUCCGUAGGCUUGCAAAUGCCCAUAGAAGGAGUAAUCAUAUUGAGCGAAUUCGGGUUGAUGAUCAGGAGCUGUGUAGGGAGGUCCAUAUGGGGAUUGUUUCUUUCUAUAAGAGGCUCUACACUGAGUCUUUGGACUGGAGGCCUAAGCUUAUUGGUCUCAAUUUUGAUGUUAUUUUUGAGAUUUAG